Rosa rugosa (rugosa rose) is the source of this 1428-nucleotide messenger RNA. RefSeq lists its product as uncharacterized. Gene Ontology annotation, molecular function: nucleic acid binding; zinc ion binding. The record is from RefSeq and is a predicted model, not a curated record. The transcript is spliced from 4 exons. The coding region runs from base 1 to 1428 and encodes 475 amino acids. Lineage: Eukaryota; Viridiplantae; Streptophyta; Magnoliopsida; Rosales; Rosaceae.
AUGGUGAUUUGCACCGAAACUGAGAAGUGGAAGAUAGCUGCUUAUCUUCUUCAGGGGGAUGCCAGAAUAUGGUGGGCUGGUCAGCGAAAUACGGUGGAUAUGGCUACUCUGACUUGGGACAGCUUUGUGGAACUCUUUCAAGACAUGUACUUCCCUGAUGCAAUGAGGGAGCAGAUCGAGUUAGAUUUCAUUGCUCUGGAACAGGGGACUAUGACUGUGAGAGAGUAUGAAACACGGUUCACCCAGUUAUACAGGAUUAGGGAGAUAGUGUAUCCUCUUCGGUUAGCCACCAAGGAAGAGAUUUUUGCUAGUGCCAUGGCCCAUGAGCAGGCAACCAUCAUGCGUGGAAGUGAACGAGGGGCUGUGAGAGAAUCCCUGGGAAAAGGGAAGGCGAUUGUGGGGAGCAGUGGUUCCAGGAAUCAUGGAGGUGGGUCGUGGAAGCGACAGCAAACUCAUUUCCAUCCACAAGCUCUAGCUAGGAUAGCCUAUCAGCACCAGGCCCCAGCCAGGGAAGCGCCUGCACCGGUCAGGGCUAUGCCUAUUAGGCAAGCAGCACCAACUACACCUAUUAGAUGUUAUAACUGUGCUGGGUUGGGCCAUACUUCUAGAGAGUGCACAAAGCCAAGAACCGAGGUGUGUUUUACAUGUGGACAGGCAGGACACAUUGCUAGAGAUUGUAACCGUCCUCAUGGUGGAAGACAUGGUAACCAGCCGAGACUCUUACCUCCAGCACCAGCUAGGGUCUUCGCCAUUGGUCAGAGAGGCACUGGGGUGGAAGGAGCUUCCUACUCUUUUAUAUCUAGUUCUGUACUGGAUGUGCUGGAUUUGACUGCUAUACCUCUCACUCGAUCUUUGUGUGUCACGUCGCCACUUGGCAUCUCACUUGAGCUUGAUACGUUUUGUGAUGAUUGCCCUAUUGGGAUAUGUGGUAGAGAAUUCUCUGCAUCGUUGAUUGUGAUUCCGGAUCACACAUAUGAUGUGAUUUUGGGUAUGGAUUGGUUGAGCCCGAACCAUGCCGUGAUUGAUUGCUUUAGGAUGGUUGUGUCCUUCCAUGUUCCUGGACAACCAGUGUUUCAUUACCGUUGUCUGAAGUCCGACAUCGCCAUGAGGGCAGGGAUUUUGGCUCACAUUGAAUCAGGGAGUAGUACUUCUGGGACUACAGGGAUUCCUGUAGUUUCAGAGUAUGCUGAUGUGUUCCAGGAGAUACCGGGGUUGCCUCCGAAAAGAGUAAUGGACUUCACCAUUGAUGUGAUACCAGGUACUUCUCCUAUAUCGAAAGCACCCUAUCGAAUGGCUCCAGCUGAACUUCAGGAGUUGAAAGUUCAGAUUGAGGGAUUACUUGCACAAGGGUUCAUACGGGCUAGUGUAUCUCCUUGGGGCGCACUAGUGCUAAACAAACACACCCUCACACCACUCAAUAUUACAUAA